AUGGACGAGGGUUCGGCUACGAAAGGCACUCGCCGCAAAAGGGUCUCACGUGCCUGUGAUCGCUGCCGUAGUAAGAAGGACAAAUGCGAUGGGAUUCGGCCGACAUGUUCUGCUUGCCAGGCAUCGGGUCAGGCCUGUUCAUACGAUCCGAAUGCGCGAAAGCGAGGACUGCCUGAAGGCUACGUGCGGGGUCUCGAAAAGCUAUGGGCACUCUCAAUAUGCAACAUUGAGGGGUUCGAAGAUGCCAUGCUGACAAUGCUCGGCGCGACUGAACGGGCUAGUGAUAGGAGAGACCGGAUGAUGCAACUAUGGACAGACGAAGGGGCGUCGGAUAAUCUACAUGAGCUAUGGAAGACGAGCAGGCUGUGUCGCGCUUUGGAGAAAAUGCUCUCACCCGCAGAUUCAGAACAGACGCAAUCACCGACGAAGAGACAACGCGAAGACGAUGGUAAUGAUACCUAUUAUGGAUCCUCGAGCCAGUGGGGGUUUCGGGUUGGCCACGGCCAAGAUCUCGUUGGAGUUGAAGGCCCGCGAGUCGUUGAGCCUGCAUCAACACCACUGGCUAAGAGACCAAGACUCUCGUCAGCUACAGAAAACAAUCUGUCAGUAUUAGGCAAACCAAAUAACCGACAGAACUUGCCACUUCCAUCUCAUGCGCCUCAGCUGCUGGAAACAUACUUCUCCAAGACUCAUCCGUGGUUUCCAAUCAUUCUGAAGCACAAUAUUCUACGCGCGUCCUAUUUGUAUGCAAACGGUGCAUCUCAUGCUGGUAUCUCAUCCACAGGUUCGGGGGAUCAUGCUGCACUGUGGGCAAUACUGAGUUACACCACCGGACAAGAAUAUAGAGGUAUCCAAGAGCACGGAGCUUUCGUACAUGAUCCUUUAGGCCAGGCCAGAGAAUUUUAUUCUAUUGCGCGGAGUUUGAUACCUUCCGAAAAAGACAAGUUUGAUCUUGGUCAUAUCCAGGCCUUGUUGCUGCUUACAUUGGUCAACGUUGGCCUGGAAGAUUGGACCGCAGCCUGGUUAUUGAGCGGUCAAGCAGCCAGGAUGGUGGAAGCCAUGGAACUGCCGAAGAAUCUAGAAAGGCAUCGCUCAGACGAAGCCCGCCAGCGAAAAGCAGUUUUUAUGGGAUGUUUCAUAAUAGACUCAAUCCUUUCCGUUCGUCUUUCCCGGCCUCCUUGUCUAAGAGGGUACGACGCUAUUCUGCCUGGUCAGCUUGAAGAGGACGGUCUUGAAGAAUGGAAUUCUUGGGUUGAUGUGCUACCAUCUCAUGCGGCACUUGAGAACAUAAAUGCGCCACAUAGAGGCCCUCUAAUGGCUCUCAGCUGCUUCAAUCGUUUGUUUGAACUGACGAGCCUCCUCAACAAGGUUUCUUUGCAGCCUCCGCAAGCAGCAAAUGACCAACACUUUGUUCAACAAAUAUUAAUAGAGCUCAGGUCAUUAGAUGACCGACUUCCAGCCGGAUGCCGUUUAAUCGGUUCUGAAAGCGAUCAGGCCGAGAACCGUUCGGCCCUUCUUCCCCAUCAAAGCUACUUAUACAUUGUAUACGCAUCAACGCUACUGUUGCUAUAUACAAGACAACUGAACCAGGGCCAUUCUAUGCAGGGGAAUUCUCAAAUAAUCUUUGACAGCAUCAAGAACAUCCUUUAUCGCACGCUGGACGUUUUAUCACAUCACAUGGAGAAUUUCCAAGCAUGCGGCUUCCCUCCAUUAUCCGAAUUUUCCUUGCGGUCAAUCAUAGAGUCAUUGAUGUCUGUGCGAGCAAAACUCGAAGCAGUCGGCUUUCCUGUUUCAAAGUGGAUGAAUAUUUAUCUUCAAAAACUCAAUGAACUCGGUUUACCCUGGCCAGUCUUCAGAUCACUGAGAGAUACAAUGGUGAAUCUUGUCUAUGGUUCGCCUGGUGCAUAUCCAUUGCCACAGCAAAUAUCAAGUGGAAGCAUAGAUACCGGGAACCAGUCUUACCCUCACCCCUCCGACCCGAAAAUGCCUUCUUCGUAUGUUCCAAACAUACGCAAACCUAGUAUCACGCCUACAGACAGCCGGUACAGCCCUAUAAACAGAAACUGGAGCUCUGGCUACAGCCCCAAACCUCAUAAUAGCCACAAUUUAUUACAGCCAGAGGGGAUGUUUGCAACAUCACCUAAACCCGGCACCGAAAAUUUACACUCUUCCGCUGCUAUGGAUGCUUCCAACCAAGACCAUACGGCAGCCGACAUCCUUGGCAAGUUAAUGGGAAGCGGGAAAGCAAAGUCUUCAUCUUCCGACUCCAACGACCCUACAAAUCUUCUCAGUCACAGACCUCGUCAACCGGAAACUCCCGAAUCGGCAAAACCCCAACCUAGCGUCUCUGGCUCUACCGACCGAUUCCCCCCUCUUCACGGCGGGUUCAAUGUUGGCCAGGGCGGAACAUACAUGACCGAUGAGGCAUCGUCGUCUCCGAAUGAUCUUGAUUCAAUCUUCAAGGAACUGGCAUACUUGGAUACCACCGACUGGGCUAAUAGCCGUCAAGAAGGCCUCCGAGAUUUCGGAUUUAUGGAUGAUAGCACCUUCCAAGCAUUCUGUCACGACCCUGAUCGAUUAGUUGGAUCACGCCCACUUGUGCUGCCAACGGCCAUGUCGAUUGCAGAUAUAUGGCCACCUCCAGGAUUCUUCCCAGAGGCAUUCCAAGGCAACAACACCAACCCUCCAAAGGAAGGCGUCAGACCGGAAUGA
This is a messenger RNA of Talaromyces rugulosus, 2712 nucleotides long. RefSeq lists its product as uncharacterized. Gene Ontology annotation, molecular function: zinc ion binding; DNA-binding transcription factor activity, RNA polymerase II-specific; DNA binding. Gene Ontology annotation, biological process: DNA-templated transcription; positive regulation of transcription by RNA polymerase II. NCBI's taxonomy places the organism in Eukaryota, Fungi, Ascomycota, Eurotiomycetes, Eurotiales, Trichocomaceae. The coding region runs from base 1 to 2712 and encodes 903 amino acids. The record is from RefSeq and is a predicted model, not a curated record. The transcript has a single exon.